Labrus mixtus (cuckoo wrasse) is the source of this 2933-nucleotide messenger RNA. It is a transcript of the gene fam110b, whose product is annotated as family with sequence similarity 110 member B. Lineage: Eukaryota; Metazoa; Chordata; Actinopteri; Labriformes; Labridae. The coding region runs from base 711 to 2129 and encodes 472 amino acids. The record is from RefSeq and is a predicted model, not a curated record. The transcript is spliced from 6 exons.
GUUGCUGCUGUGCUGGGAACAGGAUGCUGUCAGGCCGAACAGACGCAGCGACCUAACGGGAGAGAUACCGCAGCAGCAGCAUCCUUUGUUUUCUGGAGCUGGACAUGCAGCUGUGAAAACUGCUGACAACCUGCAGCCCCUGGAAGAGAAGGGGGAGGCGUCCAAAUCAAGCAGCAAAAACCAGGAGCAUAACAACAACCAAUAAGCUCCAAUUUACGACCGAUGUGCCGGCCAAUAGGACAGCUCCAAACUGAUGGGGUGCUGAGCUGAGGAGAGAGCCGGAGCGAGGGUGGACAGGCAGCCGGGCUUUCCUUUCCCACCGUCCUCUGCGUCUCCAUCGGCCCUGUGGAAGCACUCGUCCACACCACUGCACCGUAACACCCUCAGAACUCUUUGUCCUCCUUCUCGCUCCGUCACUGCACUCGUUCUCUCUCUUUCUAUCCGUCUAUCUGUCCAUCAUGGUUGACGAGCAGGCGAUGCAGCACUUUAUCUGAGCACAAUCCUUCACCGCCCCCCCCCAGCCCAGAAUCCGGCUCAGUCCCACAGGCUCCUACAGGCCAUGAGGAGGGCCAGGGGCUUCAUCUCUUUCUAGACCUUCUCUUCUCCACCUUGUGUCUUCAUGUUUUGGGGGUCCUCUGUUGCCCCCGCCCUGUGUCAGCCACCCAGCACCCGCUGCCACCACGGCCGACCACCCCAGUCGCCUCGUUGCCAUGCCGACAGAGACACUGGCUCCAGCCCUGCCAGAUAGCAAGGCCGCUGGCCCCGCAACAUCGUUCAGCUCCGCUGUACCUCUCCGCAUCCUCAAUAAAGGGCCGGACUACUUCAGGAGACAGGUGGAACCCAACCCGAAGCGCCUCAGUGCUGUGGAGAGGCUGGAAGCUGACAAGGCCAAGUAUGUCAAGAGUCAGGAAGUCAUCAACGCCAAGCAGGAGCCAAUCAAACCGCCUGUGCUGGCAAAGCCUCCCGCCGGUCACCCACUUCUCAAGAGAGGCUCUGGGAUUGGUGGAGGAGGACAUGGAGGCGGGAUACCUUUCAAAGCAUCCAAUAACAACGCCAAGUCGGACACAUGUGCCGGCAGCGGCAGCAAGCGGGAGAAUUUAAACCUGGAGAUCCUCAAAAAUCUGCUAAACUCCUCGUCCUCUUCAGGAGCAGGACCUGAAGGACGAGGAGGCGGAGCUAAGAGUGCGGUGCUGAUGAGGUCAGCCAGGAGUUGGACACCAUUAGGGAUGCCGUUAACCUACCGGUCCACAAUGACGCUGAAUGAGCAACCUGCCGACUCAGCGCCCAGUCCGAGCACCUCACACUCCCUCCGCUCCUUCUCCCAUUCCCUGAAGGUCCCUCCAAUCAACAGCACGGGCCGCCGCAGUCCACAACAGGGAGGAAAUCUCAACCUGAGCAGACGAGUGCUGGACGAGCGGGGAGGUGAGGGAGGAGUCAAUGAUCGAUCUCGUUCCCCCCUGCCUCCACUGCUCACCUCCCACUCCCACUCCGAUCUCCUGCGCCUGUGCAACGGCAGGCCGCUCCGUACGGCCCGCUCCAGCAGCUCCUCUGCCCCGCCCCUCCCUCCAAAACCAAACCCCGCCUCCCUCCCUCCUCCCGCGCUUUCCUUGUCUCUGCCUCCCCCACGUCCGACUCCCUCCCCCUCGCUCUGUGACAACACCACCCCUCAGUCGCUGCCUCGUGAUUUCGCAGACCCUUCCUUUACUUCCGCCGAGCCCAACCUGGAGCUGGGGCUCGGUUGUUCUGUGGCCCGUCGCUCGUCCCUGCACAGAUCCAAAUCAGACUUGUCCGACCGAUACGCCCGGGCCGGAGCCGACGUGGAACGCUUUUUUAACUACUGCGGCCUUGACCCCGAGGAACUGGAGGCAGUCGGUCCGGAGAACUUUGCACGGGCCAACUCGGACAUAGUGAGCCUGAACUUCCGAUCCGCUUCGAUGAUCUCCUCGGACUGCGACCAGUCGAGGCGAUCCUCCAACGAAGGACUGUCGGACGCCGACGAAGACGAGGAGGAGGAGGCCGGGGAGCGGGUACCGUACGGCAUCUCGGCUGUGGAGCGAAAUGCAAGAGUCAUCAAGUGGCUGUACAGCAUCAAACAGGCGAGAGAGACUCAAAAAGUGUCCCAUGUUUAGGAGGGAGGAUGGAAGCUCCGGAAGGUUGGAGACAAACCCAACGCUUCUUUAAAAAACUGACAGAUGGACAAGAUGUACUCACAGGUUUAGAGACUGUGACGGUGGGGCCGGACUGAAAAACGUGUUUCUAUGGAUGAAUGAAAUGAAUGGCGGGAAAAUCUGACAAAAAAAAAAAAAAACACAGAAGAAGACAGACAAUCUUUGUUUUUGAAAUAGAGAUCCUUUAAGGUUUAGAACUACAUGAACACUUCAGACGUGGACGGUCUCAUGAACAAAGUGUUGAGUUUUUCACACACAGACAAACAGGAGAAUAAAAAAAAAAACUACAUCAUGAAAUGUUUCUCCACGGACACAGUAUAAUUCUGACGGACAAAAUCUGUCAACUUUGCUUGAGCAACCAGAGCGAAAUGCACUACGACGAUGAAAAGAGGCCUGAAGAAAAGGCUUCACUGCAGAGGGUCAUCAUGGAUGUAUUUUUAAGUCCUGCGUUCCAAACUUAAAACCUUUAGGCUGCCGUGCCUGUCAGUGUCACAAGUAAUGCUACUAGGCUCACUGAAUAAACACAUUAAGGCCCUGUGUCCACCUAGUGUUUGUUUUUUUCUGAGCGCCAGAAUCUUUAAAAAAAAUUGUUUUCAAUGAGUUGAGAGUGCUCGCAGCAGCGUAGGGCAGAGCCCACUGUCUUUUUCCGAGCGCUCUGCCUUUUUUGUGCGGCCGCCUUUAGCACUUUAAGUUGAAAAUCUUUUUUUAACAAAGGUGCUGUUGAAGUCACUGGCGCUCUUUUCAAAAUAAACAAUAUUCCCUGUA